CCUGUGUGUUCAGUCUGCUGCUGAAAGUCUCGAACUGAAAGUGCAGGAAGUUUCCAGUCUCCAGAAGAGAACCUGAGUGAGAGCAGCUUCAUUACCGGACUCCUGCUGCUGUCAGAUUCAAGGAGACUUUCACCCUCACUUUCUCUCUCUUUUCUUUCUCUCUUUCCUUUUCCUCCUUUCUCCUCUUCCUCCUCCUCCUCUUCCCUCUUUUCCUCCUCUCUCUCUCCCGCCUCUCGCAGCUUUUAGGGGAAACUUGUGGUUUUAUCUUCUGUCCAGCUGGUCUGAUCCUCACCAGCGAGGAGCAGGGUGGGAUGUGUCUCUGAUGCUGCGAUGAGUUCAUAUACUCGUGGAGCUCCUACAGUCUUCUUCAUAAACUCAGUGUGUUUGCUGCUGAGGGUGGGGUCGGUCAGGGCCAGUUCUGACCCAGGAGGAUCUGUCCCUUUUUUGGGGGGGAACUAUGAUGGCCACCCCAUGCUGUAUUUCGGACGUGAGGACGUGGAGAGCCUGCAGGGGGCAGCGAUGAGUUCACACCGACUGCUGGCCCAGAGGAUCCGUGAGGCCGCGGAGGAAAUGCUGGAGCGGCCAGAGGACUUUUUGCCACCCUGGAGCCCCGCCCAGUUUAGUGCCCGGUGGAACGAAAUCUACGGAAACAACCUGGGCCUGCUGGCCAUGUUCUGCCUGCUGUACCCGCAUCGUGCGGGAGCGCUCCAGAUGGCUCGCGAGUACAUGGAGAGGAUGGCAGCCCAGCCAGACUGGUUGGUGAAGGACGCUCCGUGGGAUGAGGUACCGAUGGCUCACUCACUGGUGGGCUUCGCUACAGCGUAUGAUUUCCUGUUUGAGUAUCUGAGCCACUCUCAGCAGGAGCGCUUUCUUCAGGUGAUCGGGAACGCCUCACGUUACAUGUAUGAGAAAUCUUACCACCGUGGGUGGGGCUUCCAGUACCUCCACAACCACCAGCCCACCAACUGCGUCGCCCUGCUGACAGGCUGUCUAGUGCUCAUGAACCAAGGCUACCUGCAGGAGGCGUACUUGUGGACGAAGCAGGUACUGUCCGUAAUGGAGAAGUCCCUGGUCCUGCUGCAGAAUGUGGUGGAUGGUUCCCUGUAUGAGGGCGUAGCGUACGGGUCGUACACCACACGAUCACUCUUUCAGUACAUCUUCCUGGUGCAGCGACAUUUUGCCAUCUCUCACUUUCAGCACCCCUGGCUGCUCCAGCAUUUCAACUUCCUGUACCGGACACUGCUGCCGGGAUUCCAGAGGACUGUGGCCAUUGCCGAUUCAAACUAUAACUGGUUCUAUGGGCCAGAGAGCCAGCUGGUGUUUCUGGAUCGCUUUGUGAUGAGGAACGGCAGUGGAAACUGGCUGGCCGAGAAAAUUCGACAGAACCGUGUGCAGGAGGGUCCUGGGCAGCCGGGAAAAGGACAGAGAUGGAGCACAUUGCACACAGAGUUCAUAUGGUUUGAUCCGAGUCUGCGGUCCAUUCCCCCUCCUGAUUAUGGGAAAGCUCACUUGCAGUAUUUUGAGGAUUGGGGGGUGGUGACCUACGGCAGUUCUCUUCCUGCAAAGAGAAACCACUCCUUCCUUUCCUUCAAGUCGGGUAAACUGGGAGGACGGGCCAUCUUCGACAUCGUCCAUGAGAACAAGUAUCGGGAGUGGGUCAGGGGCUGGAGAAACUUCAAUGCAGGUCAUGAACAUCCCGACCAAAACUCUUUCACCUUCGCUCCAGGCGGCGUCCCAUUUAUCACGGAGGCGCUGUACGGCCCCAAGUUGACGUUUCUCAACAAUGCCCUCAUGUUCGGACCCUCAGGGAACAAGAAUUGUUUAGCCCCAUGGGAAGGGCAGGUGACCGAGGUGUGUGACUCUAAGUGGCUGAAGUAUAAACAUGGUCCAGCAGCAGACUGCCAGGGCCAUGUGGAGGCAGCCAUGGAGCAGCAAGGUAUGGUAUUUAUCCGUGGCGAGGGAAAGUCGGCUUACAGCCCAGAGAUAAAGGUCAGGAGCAUCCAGAGAAACCUUCUUCUGCUCCAGCCUGAGCUGCUGCUGCUGGUGGACCAUGUCCAUCUGCAAUCAGACAGUCCCAUUCGCAGCUUUAGUGCAUUUUUCCACAACACAGACACUCCCUUUCAUCCUACAGCCAUGGACACCGUCCAGGGAGCCUUCAUUCAGCAUGGCCAGGACUCUUACAAGAUGUUUUGGCUGGACGAUACAGGAGGCAGUGAGAAAGCAGCAAUUGGUUAUUGGAGUUAUCCACGUGGUUAUCCAUAUAAUGGCUCUAACUAUGUAAACGUGACCAUGCCGCUGAGGUACCCCCACACUCGGGUGGCUUAUAUCUUCGUCGGGCCUGGAGUUGAGGUCCAGAGUUUUAGCUUGCGUGGGGAUUCAGAGAGAAUCGACAUUCAUCUGUCCACCAAAGAUCACGCUUAUACCAUCCAUUUACUUACAGGAGAGACACCCAGCAAGCCUCUGUUUGCUAUGGUGAUAGAGGACCAGAAGAGAAAGGUUGUGUUUGAAAGGGCAGCUUCAAUACAGGAGCGCCCCCUGGUGGAGGUGGAAGAAUAUGUGAACACGGUGGAGGACAACCUCCAGCACGUCAAGCCAGUGUUUCAGCAGCUGGAGCGGCACAUUCUUGCCAGAGUCUUGGACUCUGGAAACUUCCAGAAAACUGCAGAGCGUCUGCUAAGGUUCUCAGACAAGAAGAGAACUUCAGAGACAGUGAAGAGAAUAUUCGCUCUGUCCAAGAAGCAGAAAGGGAAGGGUGCUUUGAAAGCAGGCCUGGCAGAGAACCUGCCAGACAUAUUUACUCAGAUGGAGGCAACUGAAAGAAGGCAGAGGCAGAGUGGAAUGAAGAAAAUUUACGAGGACGUUCCUGAGGAGGCUGACGGAGACUCUAGAGCAUUUGUUGAAUACAGCGACAUGCGCAGGGUUCGAAAGGGAGGGUUUGUAAAAGGGCGCCGGUUUAAUGAGGUGCGUGCCUCAGCCACUGUGGGAGGGUCACACUCAUAUGGCUCUGCCUACAUCAGGGUCUUUCUCAUCUUCAACAUUCUAACCUUUUUCCUGCUACUGGCUGUGCUUCUGCUGCGGCUGCAGAAGGUCCAAACCCUCCACAACCAGCGCUGUGUGUACUACCUCCUGUUAGUGGACAGCUUCAUUCUGUUGUGCCUCUACUCCUCCUGCUCUCAGAGUCAGUGCUGACAACAUCACAGCUGCCAGAUCCUUCAUACAGCGCUGAAAUCAUCGAAAUGGAAUGAUAAACAGAUUAGCCAAGUCUUUCUGUUUCCUGUGGUAAGAAAGCUGCCAAACAAGCUAAAACUUAAGUCCCCCAGUAUCAAAGAUUGUAUAUAAUAUAAACCUGCGCUGUAGUGUUUGCCAGCUGUGGUCUCAGUCUGAGCUACCGUUACCGAAUAAGUGUUUAUAAAAGUUGAUUCCAGUAGGAAUUUACAGAAGUGUGAGAUUUGAGGCCUAAAGCUUCUGUGGAGCUUCAGAAUAAUAAAGUGAGUGGAUGAUGUCUUGUAGCAGGCAGCCGAAGGCUUGCCACUAAACUUCAAUGCAAUCUGUGCACAUUUAAUGAUGUCUUUCAAGCAAGAUAAUUGAUGAAAUGUACAUAUUAUAAAGCAAGAUUUAUAAAUUUAUAUAUUUUUGGGGUGUUAUUUUGUACUCUUUGUAAUGAAAUAAAGCAAAUACAGACAUAUUUCCUGCA
Astyanax mexicanus (Mexican tetra) is the source of this 3694-nucleotide messenger RNA. RefSeq names its product dermatan sulfate epimerase (gene dse). The transcript has 6 exons. Bases 331 to 3189 code for a protein of 952 amino acids. Gene Ontology annotation, molecular function: chondroitin-glucuronate 5-epimerase activity. The record is from RefSeq and is a predicted model, not a curated record. NCBI's taxonomy places the organism in Eukaryota, Metazoa, Chordata, Actinopteri, Characiformes, Acestrorhamphidae.